CCUCGCUGACAGGCAUUUCUCUCUCUCUCUCUAGAUCGGGCUGCCUCGGUCCCAUCGAUCAAUACCAGAUUUGCCAGCACGUCUCUAAAACCACAUAAAUAAGCAAACUCGCACUCAAAACAGAACAUACGAACUGGGUUUUGGAAGGGGAGACUUGAGAAACAGAGAGAUGCUGAAGGUCUCCUGCAAUGUGAGUAAUGGCCAGAUUCACGCCCUAGCCCAAUGCGCUUUUCUGGGUCGUUGUACUUCCACUAUCCGGAAUAAAGACGCCAUUUGGUGCCGGCCACUUCGUAAACCUCCGGUUCUGGUCCGGGCUGUCUUGUCGGAGCGGGGUGGAGCAGGAAGCUCCAGCGGGGUCUUGGGGUCGGACAGGGUGGUCGGAUCCGGGUCCGGGAGCCUGGCGGACCGGUUGAGGCUGGGAAGCUUGACGGAGGACGGGUUGUCUUAUAAGGAGAGGUUCAUAGUGAGGUGCUAUGAGGUUGGGAUUAACAAAACCGCGACAGUUGAAACCAUUGCCAAUCUCUUGCAGGAAGUUGGAUGCAACCAUGCUCAAAGUGUAGGAUUUUCCACAGAUGGUUUUGCGACGACCCCCACCAUGAGGAAGAUGCAUCUCAUAUGGGUGACUGCUCGCAUGCACAUUGAAAUCUACAGAUACCCAGCUUGGAGUGAUGUAGUUGAAAUUGAAACUUGGUGCCAAGGGGAUGGAAGAAUUGGAACUAGACGUGAUUGGAUAAUCAAGGACUAUGCUACUGAUCAAGUAAUUGGAAGAGCAACAAGCAAGUGGGUUAUGAUGAACCAAGAAACCAGACGACUUCAGAAAGUUAGCGAUGAUGUCCGGGAAGAGUAUUUAGUUUAUUGCCCACGUGAACUCAGACUAGCAAUUCCAGAGGAGAAUAGUAGUAGCUUGAAAAAAAUACCAAAACUGGAAGAUCCUGCUCAGAAUUCUAAAGUGGGACUUGUGGUAAGAUCAUCUGGUUCAUCUAAAUCCUUUAAUCAGUUUUUUGAGUAUGUUUUUGAUCCUUUUCAGCCCAGACGAGCUGAUCUGGACAUGAACCAGCAUGUUAAUAAUGUCACCUACAUUGGAUGGGUUCUAGAGAGCAUGCCACAAGAAGUCAUUGAUAGCCAUGAACUGCAAACCAUUACCCUAGAUUACAGACGGGAGUGCCAACAUGAUGACAUAGUUGAUUCACUUACCACUGUGGAACCAGUUGAGGAUGUUACAGCAGUUUCUGAGCUUCAAGGAAAUAAUGGGUCUGCUGAUGUAAAGGAAUACAAAGAAGAUUUGCCUCGGUUUUUACAUUUAUUGAGACUGUCAGGUGAUGGGCUUGAAAUAAACCGAGGACGCACUGUGUGGAGAAAGAAACCUGCCAGAUGAUUUAAUUUGGUCGGCUCCACCUUUUCUAGAUCUCAAA
Juglans microcarpa x Juglans regia is the source of this 1412-nucleotide messenger RNA. RefSeq names its product oleoyl-acyl carrier protein thioesterase 1, chloroplastic-like. The record is from RefSeq and is a predicted model, not a curated record. Lineage: Eukaryota; Viridiplantae; Streptophyta; Magnoliopsida; Fagales; Juglandaceae. Bases 170 to 1375 code for a protein of 401 amino acids. Gene Ontology annotation, molecular function: acyl carrier activity; fatty acyl-[ACP] hydrolase activity. The transcript is spliced from 6 exons. Gene Ontology annotation, biological process: fatty acid biosynthetic process.